This is a messenger RNA of Lathyrus sativus (Indian pea), 873 nucleotides long. The record is from the annotation of a GenBank genome assembly. Lineage: Eukaryota; Viridiplantae; Streptophyta; Magnoliopsida; Fabales; Fabaceae.
AUGGAAGACAAAGACAGAGCGCCUCCCGAUCCCGCAACCGCCGGCGAGUUUAUCGGCAACUCGAGCUGGUCUCUCGGCGUCGAUGAAUCCGAUGGAAGUCAUUUCUUCUCCGGCGAUAGAGAUAGAACCAUGUUCGGUGACAUCGGCUGGGAUCUUGUACCGGACCAAGUCGGGGCCAGCGAGGGAUCGUUGCCGCCGGUUCAACCCGGUUCGAUCGAACCAGUUCCGACGUCAUCUUAUAGGUCUAAUAAUCAAUCUAUUUCUUCAAGCUCCAGUGAGGAUCCGCCGGAGAAAUCUACCGUCUCAGACGAAAAACCGCCGGAAAUACCGAGUAAAAGUAAAAAGAAAGGGCAAAAGCGAAUACGGCAGCCGCGGUUUGCAUUUAUGACCAAGAGUGAAGUUGAUCAUCUCGAGGAUGGCUACAGAUGGCGAAAGUAUGGUCAGAAGGCAGUUAAAAAUAGCCCAUUUCCUAGAAGCUAUUAUAGAUGCACAAAUAGUAAAUGCACAGUGAAGAAAAGGGUUGAACGCUCUUGUGAAGACCCAACUAUUGUUGUAACAACUUAUGAAGGCCAACACUGUCAUCACACAGUUGGAUUUCCUCGAGGUGGAAUCAUUAGUCAUGAAGCUUCCUUUACUGGCCAAUUCGCUCCAACAAUGCCUCACUUCUAUUAUCCUAUUCAAAUACCUACAGAAUCAAACACUUGCACCACUCCUGUUUCUAGCCAACCACUUGAUGAUCAUGAAGCUGGAAGAUCGAGCAGCGCUACAAUGGCUGUUGCUGAUGCAUCGCUGCCGCAGCAUCCAACCGAUGAAGGACUACUUGGAGAUAUUGUACCCCGUGGAAUGCGCAGCAGGGAUGAGAGAAAUAUUUGA